UCUUAACUCACAUCGCGGUCAAAGGUGAAGAACAAGUUUCUCAAAAUGGCUCAAAGGUACCAGGCCGUCAGUAGAGCUCUUCCAUCGGAGUCUGAUAGUGAAGCAUCAACCAGUGAAACUAUCACAUUUGAAAAAGAAGUUGGCGAGACUCGGAACUCGCUGGAAGGACUGCCACGCGAUGUCAUGGUGGCGAUACUACAAAAGGUUGGGGUCUUUGAUAUACUGGAGAAUGUUCAGCAUGUGUGUGAGUCAUGGCAUGAAAUCUGCCAAGACCCUGCAUUGUGGCGGUCCAUUGACAUGUCCGACAUCAUCGAUUACUAUACUUCAGAUGAUCAGACGUUCGAGAUAAUCAAGCAAGCAAUUGAUCGAAGUUGUGGCCAGUUGAUCGAUAUCAGCCUGGAGCAUGACUGCAAUGACGAUAUCCUCAAAUACAUUACUGACAGGAAAAAUCAGGUGAGACGUCUUAAACUUGUUACUAGCUGGAACAUUACAAAUUACGGAUUAAGUGAAGCUGCUAAAAUGAUGCCAUCCAUGGAAGAACUCCAUCUUCAUUUUGGAAGCAUCACAGAAGUAGGUCUUGAAAAUGUUGGGCGCAGCUGCCCCGGUCUGAAAUCACUCACACAUAAUCAAAAUAUACCAGUGGAUGAUCCAAAUUCCGUAGCACUUGCUAUCUCAAGAACUAUGUCUCAGUUGCGUCACCUGAACCUUAUUGGGAAUUACAUGACUAACACAGGCCUGCAAGCCAUUCUAGAUGCUUGCCCUCAUCUUGAAUCACUUGAUCUUAGGCUGUGUAAUUAUGUUGACCUGUCUGGUGAGUUGGGUAAAAAAUGUUCUUCUAUAAAGACAUUCCGCCACCCCAAUGAGUUUGUUGGUGAAAAUGAGGGACGUAGAUUCUUCUUCGAUUCCGAUAUUGAUGAUAGAUAUUGAUGAUGAAAAUGAUGAUUACAUAAUCUUUGAUAUAUGUUUAAUGUAAUCUUUUUAUGUAAUCUUUUUGUCUUUAAUUUAGUUGUAUAUUUUUUAUCUUGACUUUACAAGUGAUUUUUUUACUGAAAACUCAGAUUAAGUGGUAGUGUUAUUAC
Molecule: messenger RNA, 1079 nt
Organism: Impatiens glandulifera
Lineage: Eukaryota; Viridiplantae; Streptophyta; Magnoliopsida; Ericales; Balsaminaceae
Product: F-box protein SKIP19-like
Exons: 4
Coding region: 46-927 (293 amino acids)
Molecular function (GO): protein binding
Source: RefSeq, a predicted model, not a curated record